Messenger RNA from Hemibagrus wyckioides, 2119 nucleotides. It is a transcript of the gene vstm2b, whose product is annotated as V-set and transmembrane domain containing 2B. Lineage: Eukaryota; Metazoa; Chordata; Actinopteri; Siluriformes; Bagridae. The record is from RefSeq and is a predicted model, not a curated record. The transcript has 5 exons. The coding region runs from base 477 to 1160 and encodes 227 amino acids.
AGCUCGGGAAGCUCGCAGAGAGCGCGCGCACCGGAGAGGAGUCCUGACGCCCGCAUGCGGGAAGCGCGACUGGUGCCGCUGCAUUGCAAUCCCCGAGCAGCGAAGUGCGCGUGACUGCCUCUUUCCGGAUUUGUGUGUUUGCUCUCGGCAUUCUGUGGUGUUGUGUCGGUGUUUGUGUGUGUAUCUGAGUGUGAUGGGUGGACAUAAAGCCAAGCACAGCGGAGUGAGAUUCCUACCGGAUAUAAAGUACACUAGGAAAUAACGGAGCCUCUAACGGAAAAAACGGGAAUAUUUACUCACAACGGAGUUUUUUUCUCUUUUACGAGCACGCGCACACAUUGGCUAUUGUUGCUCCUCGUGUCACUGGAUUUUAUGAUCUCCCUCAGUGUGUGGAAUUUAAACCGGAAUGAAAAAGCGCGAGGAUCAAAGCGAAUAAACGGCAUGAGGAAAUAAAACAGCUGCACGCGCUUGUUAACAUGGAGCUGCGGAGGCUUUACUGUCUCAUCCUCAACACGCCGUUACUGCUGUACGGAAAGGCUGCCUUCACUGAAGUGCCUACAGAUGUGAGUGUAUGUGAGGGUGAGGACGUGGAGAUGCCGUGUGCGUUUCGUGCUGUUGGUGCGUCUCCUUUUGCUCUAGAGAUUCAGUGGUGGUACCUGAAGGAGGCGACUGCACGGGACACACAUGACACUCACACAAGCAACCGAGCCAAGGUUACUCCGAGAGACGCCACUAAAAUCAGUACGGUGCGUGUGCAGGGGAACGCCAUCUCCCACAAGCUCAGCCUGUCCCAGGUGGGGAAGGCGGAUGAGGGUGUGUAUGAGUGUCGUGUGUCAGAUUUAUACUCGGAUGACACGCAGGACUUUAAAGUGCAAGCAACGCUUCGUGUGACACCACGGGAUAGCAUGCUUGCUGAGGAGGCCGUGUCUCAUAUCCAAAACCGCUGGACAUUAAAGAGUGCAGCACGAGCCACUAACGAACCGGAUCAGGGAAAAAGCUACAUGAUCCCUCCAUCAUCAUCACAAUCAACCCUCACCACAGCUUCACCACACACUGCUGACGCCUCCAACAGACAGCAGCACGAGACUGGUUCUGUUACCACGGUGACUGUGGAGCCGCUGAUGUACGUCGUGCCGCUGAUCUUUUACACACUCUUCUGAAUGAAAAUGACAACAAAUAACAAUCCUUUAUCUACCAAACACUGAGAUAACUAUACAAACGGAUCGAUAAAUAUGAUCAGUUCACUGUUUCAGCACGUUAUAGGUACCUCACAGCAGAGCAAAAAGAAAGAUGAGAAAAAAAAAAACAACUGAAAAUUUAUUGAUUAUAUACACAGUUUGAUGAAAAUUGGACCAUAUAAGACAUAUGACAAAAUAUAUACAAGGACACACGUGUGUGUUUAGCUGAGUUUAGAUGACUAAGUGAAUUAGCACUCGCAUCAAUGUCCAACACACACACACACACACACACACACACACACACACACACACACACACACACACACACACACACACACACACACACACACACACACACACACACACACACACACACACACACACACACGGAGUGGUGGUAGCUCAAGUGUUUAAGACCCUGGGUUGUCGACCGGUAUAUCAGGGUUCAAGCCCCAGCACCACCAAGCUGCCACUGUUGGGCCCUUGAGCAAGGCCCCCAACCCGCCCUGCUCCAGGGGUGCUGCAUCAUGGCUGACCCUGUCUAUGAGAAGAAAGAAUUUCACUGUGCAGUAAUGUAUGUGUGAGAAAUAAAGAUAACACACACACAUGCACACUCAUAAUGGAUGCACCACUGUUUCCCAGACAUUAUUUAAUCAUUAAAUUCCUCUUUACACUGUAAAGUAUAGGAUUUUUAUUGCCUUUUUUAUUUGAUUAUUUUCUGAAGGACUUUAUUUUUCAGUCGUUGGAGAAAAGUUUGUUAAUGUUUUAUUUUUGCAUGAGCUGUUGAUCAGUUUCUCAUGGGUUCGUUUGUGUGUGAGUGUGUAAUUGUGUGUAUAUAUACAUAUGUGUGUGUGUGUGUGUGUGUGUGUGACUUUCAUCUGGUUUUCACUCUGUAUAAAUUGUACUAUUUUUUGAGUAAUUAAAUGCACAUGUUCAUCGUU